AUAGCCAACUUUGCACCCCUGCUAUACGUACUGCUAACGCGCAUCUGUCGUGCCUUCAAUCGUCGCGCUAGUGGCUACUGGAUGCAGCUGAUACAACCGCCUGAACGACUGGCAAACUAUCUCAUACUCAUCCUCGGCUUCCUGGCUUCUGUCCUGUUAACUCAGUUUUGGAGUGUGGUAUUGGUGAUGCCGGGCCUGCCGCCAAAUGUGAACAUGGGCGACUCCUCCCCGGAGGCCAUAUACGGCCACAGUCUGGGUCUUUUUGUGCUCACCUUCAUGCUCGGUAUCAUCGACUGUAUGUCCUCGGUCACCUUCCUCGCCUACCUAGCCAACAUGCCUGCGGUCUACGCCGGCGCCCUGCUCUUCGGCGAGACCUGCAGUGGUCUUCUGCCCAGCCUCUUCGCCCUUAUCCAAGGUGCCAAUCCAGAACCCGUUUGUCACAAUGUGACUGUUAAUGGCACCCCUACAAUGGUCGCAGAGUACGCACCACCACGCUUCCCCGUCUCCACUUUCAUGGGCCUGGUCGCGGCCACUACCUUCCUCAGCCUCACCGCCUUCAGCCUGCUGGACUGCCUGCCCUGCGGCCUGGGC
Messenger RNA from Dibothriocephalus latus, 591 nucleotides. The record is from the annotation of a GenBank genome assembly. Lineage: Eukaryota; Metazoa; Platyhelminthes; Cestoda; Diphyllobothriidea; Diphyllobothriidae.